AUGACUAUCGGAGACGAGAAUGUGUACGAAAACUUCGACUAUUCUCUGAAUGCACAAAAACUGAUGAACAUCAGAGACUCUGACUUGGAAAAUUUGUUGAAAUCAUACAAUAUUAAUCAAAAAACAUUGGAUGAAAUGGUCGCAAGUAUUCACGAAUGGUAUGAAAAGCAGCCACAUUUACCACAAGGACAAAUACAUGACCGAAUGAUCAUAGGUCACCUCAUGACCCGAGGAUUCAGCGUGGAACAAUGCAAGGAGAAGAUUGACAACUACUUCUCAGCCAGGUCUAAGAUGCCUGACGUCUUGCUGGGGAGGAGUCCUUGGUCUCCAAACACGGAGAGGUUCCUGAAGGAGGGGUACUGGAUCAUCCCUCCGAUGAAAACUAAAGAGAAUCAUCGGGUUAUUUUGUUCAGAAUCGUGAACCCAGAUAUGGUUGUUCUAGAUGUGGCCAAAAUAGGGUUCCUGAUGGGAGACUAUAGGCUAUUUAAUGACGUCACACAUGGAGACCAUUGGAUCUUGGACUUCAGUAAUGCAACCCUGAAUCAUGCACUACAGUUUACACCCAUGUUGAUAUCUAAAAUUUAUUAUUUUGUUACGUCGUGUCACGCGAUCAAGAUCAAAGGCAUACAUCUAGUCAACGUACCGGUCUUCGGUCACUCAAUCUUGGCCCUUGCCAAGAAGAUAAUGAAGCCCAAACAUGCAGAGAGAUUGCACCUCUAUGAAGGAUUUGAGAAGAUUUUCAAUGUGUUACCUAGGGACAUAUUUCCAAAUGAUAUUGGUGGGACUGCUAAUACUACUGUCCAGGAGUUAUCGGACGCAUGGUAUGAAACCCUCCAAUCAGAAUCAUGGAAGCGAUUCUUCGCGAAUCAGGACAAGAACUUCUUCGUGGACGAAUCAAAAAGGAUAACACCAUCAAAAAUCACAGACGAAUUUGGUGUAGAGGGAACCUUCAGAAAAUUAGAAUUAGAUUAA
Spodoptera littoralis (African cotton leafworm) is the source of this 972-nucleotide messenger RNA. NCBI's taxonomy places the organism in Eukaryota, Metazoa, Arthropoda, Insecta, Lepidoptera, Noctuidae. The record is from the annotation of a GenBank genome assembly.